Molecule: messenger RNA, 2224 nt
Organism: Mytilus trossulus (common blue mussel)
Lineage: Eukaryota; Metazoa; Mollusca; Bivalvia; Mytilida; Mytilidae
Exons: 9
Coding region: 527-2143 (538 amino acids)
Source: RefSeq, a predicted model, not a curated record
AAGCAGUAAUUCCACGUAUUAACAUUGCAAUUACAUUUUAAUGUAAAAAAAUCAUAUAUAUAUUUAUAUAAAAACACAUUGCACAUAAAGCAAAAAACAAUCUGAUUAAAAUACAGAUCUUGUGUCAAUGCUUUGCUUACAAGGAUCUGAAAACACUCCAUUCUAAUUUCUGUUUAUAAAGAUCUCUCGGGAUCCUCUGGUGUUAUUGGAUUGAUACACACCUUCAAAAUUUGAAGGCUUAAAUUUGAGUGGCUGAUAUAAAUAUAACCAGAACAUAAAGUUCUGUUUUGUUUUUAUGUAUGAUAGAACGCUACUUAGAGAAGCAGCAGUUUGUCAUUUAUCAUCAUUUAUGACUCAAAGAUUCUAUUGAAUUUAUUUACAGGCUGGUAAAAUUGUUGUGCGGAGUUUUGCAAUCAUAAUGCUUAUAAAGUUUGAAAAAUAAUCGCUAAGUAGUUUCUGAGGAAAAGAAGUAUGAAAAUUGGACAAACGAGAAUUAACAACUUCCUUUUCUAACCAGACAUACAAGAUGGCCACCAGUACUUUACGUAAAAGAUAUAAAGAGGCACAGAAAGUUGAUUUCCCUGGAAUUGAAGAAACUUCUAACAGCUACAUAGAGGAACUUAUUAUGGCACAAGCUAAUGCUAUUGGUUGUCCACCGGAGUUUUUAUAUUUUCCAUUUUUAACAACAACUGCCGGUUUUAUGGGUUCUAAAAGUGUCAUUGAAUUUCACGAGGAAUGGAAGGAACCAGCCAUUAUUUGGACCAUUAUUGCCGCAUCCAAGGGUGAAAAAAAAUCACCAGCCCUUAAAAGAAUCAAGGAUGCUGUUACUAGGAUACAGGAUGCAAAACAAAAACAGUGGACCAUGCAACAAGAAACAAAGUCAGAAACACCCACCAGAAACACAAAAAGCUCCCUGCAAGUUCCUCCACAGAUAAUAAUUGACGUUUUUUCCAUGGAAGAAAUGCACAGUGUUCUUUUAAGAAACAAUUAUCAGGUUAUAGGUAUUUAUGAAGAAAUUAAGGUAUUACACCAGUCACUAGAUAUUUAUAAACCAGGAGGAAGUCUUGUUGAUAGAAAGCAAUUUCUCAAUUUGAAUGGAGGGUCCGCAUGGGAUAGAAAUUUUAAAAAUUCCGGAUACAGUCAUCUUCCAAGAACACAUUUUAACCACACUGGCAUGAUCCAACCAGUAAUUUUGGUAGAGAUGAUGGAUAGAGAUGACUGGGAUGGUUUCAAUGAUAGGUACCUUAUUUCAUGCCCAAAAGAGGUGAUGUUUACUUCAAACAUGUACAAGAUACCAGUUCCAGAAAACUUAAGAAGUAGCAUGGACAAGAUAUUUAAAGUCAUUUCAGAAAAACAUGAAACUGAAACAGUUUACAGAUUUGAUGAGGAAGCCAAGUCUGUUUUUAACAACUUCCACGACAAUUAUUAUAUAGAAAAGAAAAUGCAGUUUACCGAAGAUGAGAACAGAAGAGGGGUUCUUUCUAAAAGUCUUGGUUACAUUAUAAGGCUUUCAGGAAUUAUAACAGCUGUACAAAAUGCUUCAGCUGUAGUUAAAGAGGAACUGGACUUAGAUGAAUACAGAUGGGAUUGUUCAGUUUCGGCUCCUAAUGUAAAGAAGGCUAUAGCUCUAAUGCAAUACUUUAUAGACACUAAAUUUGCCCUACUACCUAUAUGUGACAGAAUUGAAGAGUUUCAUGAAUCACAAACUCAAUCAGAAAUUUCUAACGAGAUGCAGAUUAUGCAAGACUGUGGACAGAAGAUUAAACGACUCUUGGAGUUUGAAACAGAGACCUUAGAUAUAACUUCCGCAAUGGCGUGCAGGAAUGCACUUUUCCCUGCUGUUCCCAAAGAGCAACGAGGAGGUGGUAAUAAUAGAUUCCCGUCUUGGGCGGCGGACAAAUUCUUCAAAACUGUUUCUGAACUUGGAUUUGGAACUAUCGAAACAAGGACUCACGCAUUAAACAAAACUGCUUCCUCAUGUUUCCGGAAAAGGAAAUAUGAAGACCUAUCAGAUGGAUGCAAAGACAUUGCCAAAAAACUCAAAAUCGACGAAGACAAAUAUAUGAAUGGGUCAAAAGAAAAAGAAAACAAAGAGAUCAGGGAACCAUUAAUCAACGUCACAAACAGAGACAGCCAAUCUUGAAGGACUGCAUUAUACUAUAUUCGCUUAAUUUCAGAAUCUAAUAAAAUAAAUUCCAUAUUAUACACAUUAUAUGGUAAUAUA